Molecule: messenger RNA, 1447 nt
Organism: Cutaneotrichosporon oleaginosum
Lineage: Eukaryota; Fungi; Basidiomycota; Tremellomycetes; Trichosporonales; Trichosporonaceae
Source: RefSeq, a predicted model, not a curated record
CUCCAUUUGAAAACGCGCUGCUCACCAGCUCACCCCGCACAAUGUCUUUCCCGCGACACCCCACCACACCAUUCCCAACAGCUAACCGGCGCUCGUACGAGCUGCGCCGCACGCCCUCGCUCCGCACCCUUCUCUCGACGGCGCGCACGCAUCUCCUCCUGACGCCGUUCGACCCGGCGCUCCUUCUCGCUGUGCUCCCUCAUCUCCCGCGGUCGGACAAAGCCACGCUUCUGCGCCUCAAUACGGCGUUCUACUGGCUUGUCUCCCCAGUUCUGCAUACGCACCUCAUCCUCCCCCGCGCCCCGUGGCCACGACUACGACCCCUCGUCCCCGCUCCCCGCGAAUACGAGGACUGGCUCACCGCCCACCCCCCCGAGGCAUGGGUGCACACCCUCGACGUACACGCCCACCCCAGCCGCCGAUGUAUGCGCGCGCACGCGCACGAAACGGACACGGAGUACGCGCCGCCCACGCACAACUGCCCCGAGCGCAUCCCGUUCCUGCCACGCAUCCGCACGCUGCGCGUCCACGCCCCGCUGCACACUGACACUGGGCAGCGCGAUAUCGUGCCCCAAUGCGCGGCGCUGCAGAACGUCCGCGCGCCAAAGCUCGUGCUUGUUGGCGCACCCUGUUCGUCCCCCCUGACGUCGCUGCCGUACGCCACGCUCGCGGCCGUAGACCACUACGUCCUCCUCCUUGCACCAGACGACAACGUCGACCCGCUCGCGCCAGUACUCCUGGCGAGUGCAAUCGCCAGUGACAUCGCACAUACCACUGCCUGCAGCGCCACGCUUGUUCUCGUCCCUCCGGUGCCAUGGAUGGAGUUCCGCACCCCAGGCGGCGACAGCGACGUACACCAAAGCUGGGCGGGUCGUAUGCUUGCCGAGCUCGCCGCCCACCUCGCCCAUCUACCACUGACCGUCCGCAUCGUAAAUGCGGGGGCGGUAGACCACCGCACACUCGGCACGGAUGCGUGGGAUCCGGUCCGCGGGCAAGCUCUCCUCGAAACACACUUCCGCAACGCGCUACGCGCCGAAGGGCGCUCGUGCUGCACCGUCGAGUUCGUCGAUAUGCCGACGUAUCUCCUUGACGCGCCUGCCGAUGAGCUUGGCGAGAGGCUAGAGGAGUGGCGGACGAGUGCAGGCACGGGUGUGGGGGUUGGAGGUGGAGCGGGGGCGCCUGAGGUUCAGGCUCACCCCGAAGCGGCCGCCCGCGAGUUUGAGCCGGUCGCCGAGGACGCCACGGCGUGCGGCACCGGCGCCGCUCAUGCCCGCAAGCCGGAUAGUGUCACUGCGGACGCAGUCGGGCCCGGGGUCACCGAUCGCGUCUAUGGCGCAAGCGGUUGCGCGCCGCGCGAGCGAUAAGAUCGCCCAGCGCAGGGCCAGCGAGAAGAGAGUGAGUCGGCGGGUUGUUACCGAAGCCGAUGAGAAUGCGCGGUGGUAGGCCG